Frankliniella occidentalis (western flower thrips) is the source of this 2544-nucleotide messenger RNA. Its product is annotated as putative mediator of RNA polymerase II transcription subunit 26. The record is from RefSeq and is a predicted model, not a curated record. The coding region runs from base 152 to 1540 and encodes 462 amino acids. The transcript is spliced from 7 exons. NCBI's taxonomy places the organism in Eukaryota, Metazoa, Arthropoda, Insecta, Thysanoptera, Thripidae.
CGGCCCGGCGUGUGGUGCUAGUGAUCUCGCGGAUCCCCCCGGCACCGGUCGCACCGUCUCACUUGUCAUCCGCGGCCCGACCCGACCCUAUCAGCCGAGCCCAUCCGGCAGCUCCGCGAGCUCCUCGACGGCAGACACCACCGGCCACGAUAUGAAGACCUUCGCUCAGGUGGCAGCCCUCACGGCGCUGCUCGCGCUGCAGGCCUCGGCCUACACCCUGUUCAACACGCAGCCCUACUAUGUGGCCAAGCCCGUCGGCAGGAACACGCAGCCCCAGCAGUGCCAGUCGCUGCCCAGCCCCGUGUUGCUGUUGGCCGAGCGCGCGUGCGGCUCCCCGGGCGCCCUUAGCGAGAUGCCCAUGGUGGUCGUCGCCCAGGACUCGGUCCAGGUGGUGCGCGACGGCCAGGCCCAGGUGCGCGUCGCGGCCCUCAACUCGCAGCUGCCGUACGCCAGCGUGGCGGGCCCGGCCCUGCCGCAGGGUGAUGUGCAGGCGCUCCGCGCCGUGCGCGUCGAGCUGCGCCAGCCCGUGUACAUCUCGUCGCUGCAGAGCACGAUCCCCUUCCCCGACUCCUUCAUCGUGGUCCACGGCGUGGACGGCGGCGCCGCGCCGCUGGCCAUCCGCACCGUCCUGGCCCCGGUCCCUGCCGGCACCGUCCUCUCGCCCGCCCUGCCCAUCGCCAUCAAGGUCCUGUACGCCGUGCCGCUCGACCCCUUCAACGCCGCCCUGCAGCACCAGAGGCAACCAGUGUUCAACAACUACUACGAGUCCAACUUCUACGCGGACGCCCCUCUGUACCAGCCCCAGCCUGCCCUCCCCUCCGACUACCUGGGAUACGGUCUCGGAGAGCAGCAGCACCAGCUCCUCCUGCCCCAGCGCCAGCCCCAGCAGCAGUUCCAGGUGCACUUCCAGCCCAGACCCCAGUACCAGAUUCAACAGUUGCCCGCCCAGCAGUACCCCUCCCAACAGUACCCUGCCCAACAGUACCCGAUCCAGCAGCAGCAGCCCCAGCAGACGCCUACUCAGCGCCCUCCCCUGCCCCCGGUUCAGAACGUAGGCACGCAGCAACAGAACAUCCAGCAGCAACAGCAGCAACCCUUCGGCCCGCCCCAGGCCGUCCAGGCUGACGGCUCCAACAAGCCCGGCGCACCCAUUGUCACCAUCCUUGACUUCCCGUCCGCCGUUGCUACCCCCGACACCCUCUUCUACCAGCCUGAAGACCCCGAAUCCGAGCUCGGCAACAGGCGGCCUCCCCAGGCUGUUAGCCCCGCCGGUAUCGUGCAGUCCACGCAGCCGCAGCCCAACCUGUCCGUGUUCGUCAACUCCAAGGAGUCCGCCAUCCUGCAGGGUCUUCGCGACGAGUCCGAGAAGCAGACCGCCAACCGCCUGGUGCAGGCCGGGCUCAGAGGGUUGCCCGCGCCCCGGCCCCAGGAGCAGGUCAACCCGGAGCUGGAGAGCGUGUCCGUGGACGCGUUCAGAGCGUCGCGCAGCAGCGACGCCAAGGACGCCCCCAAGGCGGACAAGGCCACUCCGGCGAACUGAAGGCGCUGCCAGUGAACCCGCCCGGCGAGGCGGGGGUGCAUCGUCCUGGAAUAUAAAGACGUUGUCGUGGUCGUUGUUGUGAGGACUUGAUGCGCCUUCAGGCGCGGAACUACUGAUCAUGGGGUGGGAGGGGAGGGGAGGACCCUGACGUCGUCUCAAUGCGAGGUGCUCGACGAGGUGCUCGCCUCGACACGGUGUCCGGGAGCGACGUCUCUCCACCGCCGCUGCGCGGUCGUCUAGGAGGGGAGUCGCCGGCGAAGAUCGCAGGCGCCACAGAACGGCGCGGAAAUCGGCCCGGUAAAAAGUGAAGUUUCUCCCCCCUUCUCUCCUUUCCCUCGGAGCAUACGCAGACGAUUCUUCAUGACAUUUAGCGCAGUAAAUGCAGCAACCCUUCGGUUAUCACUUCAGAGCGAGAGACUAGAAAAAAUUAAAUCUUUAUUACAUUAGUUUUGUGUAAAGGGCGUGGAACAUCUAUGUCCUACUGAGAAAUCGUUUCAGUGUAAUUAUUCUUAUGAGACUAGUAAUGGGCAGCUCGUAGCCUGAGCACCCAUAAAGUUACCCAAGAUCCUUUGCAACAUAUCUCUUGAAAGGUUUCGUGUUUUAUGCCUCAGUAGCAAGUAGCUCUAUUGGCAAUUGAUGGGCGCGGAAGUGUAAGAUCCAUCAGUUGGAGCAAGGGAGCGCUUCAAGUGAUUUAAACCCUCAAAAAGUCUUCUCCAACCAGUAUUUUCAUGUCUUUAAUCCUCCAAAGCGAUUUAAGAGGUUUCUAUUGUUUCUAGGUAAGGAGCCGCCAACUGGCGCAGUACGUAACAAAGUGGCAUUUAUUGGAUAAUUUGUCCACUUUCUCGUUUAGAAAGACAAACUAGGUUUAGAUUUUUAUCAUGAUAGUUUGGCGUACGUACCAUGUACGAACCUAGCUAUCUUUAGGUACAUGUACAAAUAAACCUGUUUUUAAGUAAGCUCGUUUGUAAUUCGAAAUUGUUUAUAAAUAAAAAAGGACAAAACAA